AUGGGACAAGAAUCAGAUCACAAAACCCGGUUGGUAUUGGAGAUUUGCUCCAUUUCCAGCCGUUCAGUUAUAUGUGUUCAUAGACUUAUCUCAAACCCUGCCAAGGCUUCUUUCAUUGAUUGGUAUUGCAUUCUUGGAGUGGAAGAAAAUGUAGAGGUAAAUAGCAUUCGCAAGCAAUACCAUAAACUUGCCUUGCAACUUCAUCCGGACAAAAAUAAACACCCAAAGGCUGAAAUUGCAUUCAAGCUUGUCUCUGAGGCAUAUACAUGUCUGUCUGAUACGGCAAGAAGAAAGACUUUUGACUUGGAGAGAUAUAAGAAUUUCUGCUUUGAGUGCAAUAGAAUCCCGUAUACAUCAAGCAAUGUCCCAGGCAAUUUCAAUGGUUCUAGUUUCAAGACAUGGAAUAGUACUAGCAAGUCAAGAUCUUAUAAAGUUUGGAGAAAUAUUAGGGACACGAGAGAAAGAUUGAAAGAGGAGGCUAAGGUGAUAGAGAACUGUCUGCGGGCAAAUUCAAUGUCAAAGAAAGAAUCUCCCCUCUACAAUCCAGCUGACUUUGCACAUGGAAGCAGGUGCCAGCACAAAAUUGAGAAAGAAAUCCCGGUUUUCAAUCCAUUGAAAUACUUGUACCAAGGCUACCCUCAUCCAAAGGGCCAUGUUUACAAGAAUUUUGAGACACGUUGGUUCUUGCAAACACAAGAUAUAGUGCACAAUGACAAGAGGGGAGCUAAGUAUGCUGACCCCGUUUUUUAUGUCAAAUCACAAAGAAGCAUGCUCACAAGUAAAUUUGCAUCUGUCCCAUCACAAUGCUAG
Messenger RNA from Abrus precatorius (Indian licorice), 810 nucleotides. RefSeq names its product chaperone protein DnaJ-like. The record is from RefSeq and is a predicted model, not a curated record. The transcript is spliced from 4 exons. The coding region runs from base 1 to 810 and encodes 269 amino acids. Lineage: Eukaryota; Viridiplantae; Streptophyta; Magnoliopsida; Fabales; Fabaceae.